AUGGAGACCUCACCCUUGGCGGCUAUGCACCGCCCUAUGGCUGUCCCGACCUGGGGCAACAAGGACCUCUUCCGCCCUCGCCCUCACUACACCGGAGGACACAGCCUGCGCGAGCAGUUGCACCGAUCCAGCGACUACUUUGGCGUCAGCGGCUCUUCGCCUGCUGCCAGCCUGGCUGCCGACCUCUCCCAGAACUUCCGUCUGGACAACGAGGCGAGCCCCAAGUUCCCGACUCCUCGUCGUGCCUUGUUCACAUCCAACAUGAUGGGUGACGCCGAGUCGCGCGAUUACAUCGUGACGACCCCUCCGAUGCCCGAGUCCUCGCCCGCUGCAAUGAACGAGAUGAUGGACGUUUCGCCUCUCCCGCACAAGCUGCCGUUCAUGACCCAGAUCGAGAUAACGUCACCGACGCCGGGAUCGACUCCUACCACCGAGGACGACGAAAUGAUGUUGGACUCGCCAGCCCCCAUUCCUCGGCAAGCGUCGUUGGAGCCACCCAAGCCACUGGGAGCCGAACGGAGAAAGCCAGGCCUGCGCCGCCCGUCCUUGACUCGAAUGAAAGGCUACUCUACUAGUGGCGUUCCUGGUCGAUCCAACACAGACAACCAGCUCCCCACCUUCCGAUUUGGUGAGAACCGUUUGUCACAUAUGAGCAGUGCUCUGUCCUUGGAUGAAUGCUUCGAUGCCACUUCACCUCCUCAGGAACGACGACCUCAGACGGCCAACAGCCCUACUCCUGCCGUUCCCGGUGCCAUUCGUCCUCGUCCCCAGUUCUCCAGCCUCUCCGGUAACCGCAACAGCCCCUUUGGUAGCCAGCACCACCGUCGCCCCGUCUCAAACCCCUUCAUGCGUCCCCGCAAGCAGUUCCGUCGCUCUCUGAGCAUGUUCGAGCACCCCGGCGAUGUUGGCAAGGCCAAGUCAGAAGGAGGCGACUCUUCUCCUACGACCCCAGAAUCCCACUGCGGCAUGGAUGCCGACGAGGUUCAGGAGCCCCUCCUGCCUCACUUUUUGGCCGAUGACCCUACCGACACCAUCCCCAGGAUCACGAGAGAAACCAUGGUCGACCUCUUGGACGGAAAGUACAGUGACAAGUUCGACCAGAAGAUGGUCAUUGACUGCCGUUUCGAGUACGAGUACGAGGGCGGCCACAUCGAUGGUGCCGUCAACUACAACAACAAGGACCUCCUCGCCUCUCAACUGUUCCAGCACCCCAUGCAGGGACGAACCAUUCUCAUCUUUCACUGCGAAUACUCUGCUCACCGCGCCCCCAUGAUGGCCCGCCACGUCCGCUCCGAGGACCGAACCGUCAACGCCGAGCACUACCCGCAUCUUACCUACCCUGACGUGUAUAUUUUAGAAGGAGGAUACAGCGCCUUCUUCAACGAGCACCGCUGCCGGUGCUACCCUCAAAACUACGUUGAGAUGUCCGACGAAGCUCACCAGCGCACCUGCGAGCGCGAACUCGGCCGCCUCAAGAACCCGCGCAAGCAGUUCGGCAGGGCCCAGACGUUUGCCUUUGGCGAGCGCGAAUCCUGCGUCGAACAGUCCCCCACCGCGCCACCCAGACCUAGCGGUCUCAGACCCAGCAUCAGCUUCCGCCAAGAUCCCAGCACCAUGAUUGGCAACUCUCCAAUCUUGGGCGAACGUUGCCAUGCAAGACGCAUGGCUUCUUACUAG
Messenger RNA from Colletotrichum chrysophilum, 1677 nucleotides. RefSeq lists its product as uncharacterized. Gene Ontology annotation, cellular component: nucleus; cytoplasm. The record is from RefSeq and is a predicted model, not a curated record. Gene Ontology annotation, biological process: G2/M transition of mitotic cell cycle; positive regulation of G2/M transition of mitotic cell cycle; positive regulation of G2/MI transition of meiotic cell cycle. Gene Ontology annotation, molecular function: protein tyrosine phosphatase activity. The transcript has 4 exons. Bases 1 to 1677 code for a protein of 558 amino acids. NCBI's taxonomy places the organism in Eukaryota, Fungi, Ascomycota, Sordariomycetes, Glomerellales, Glomerellaceae.